GGAGACGAAGCUCCAGACUACGACGACUCCGUCGAGGAGAGCUGGAAGACGUCGCUGGAGGCGCACUCCGCGGGGGCCUUCAUGGCGGACUUUGAGCUCGACCUCGGCUCCGACGGCGCCGCGGCGUCCUUCAACGACAUGCGGUCGCGAGAGGGCGUCAGCGACGCCGGACGCGCCCUCUACGUCGCCUGGGAGGCGUGCCGGCGUCUGGUGAACGUGAGCACGCCGGUGCCGCGGAAGGCGUCGCGGUGCAUCGCCCUGACCGCGGCCGAUUACGGUCACGUGGUGCGAGCGCCGUACCUCUUCGCGGCCCUGACGACCGCGAGGCUGGUCCAGGUCAAAACCAUGAUCGGCGGCGUCGUUCGAGAGUUGAUCGCGAGCAUCGACGGCUCGCGUUGGAUGCCCCGCAGGCUCCGGGAGGACCUGAAGAGCAGGGUCCGUCGCAUGCGUUGGAUGUUGGGAUACGCGCCUCGCCUGGACCAGUGGAGCGGAUUGGACAGGUUCUACCGCGGGUACCCGUCCGCAACGGGAGUCUUCGCGGCCGACUACUUGGCCUCGAGGCAGGAGCGCAUGCGCCGGUUCCUGCAGUCCCUGCACGACGACGACGCGGACACGCGGUUCGCCUUCGUCGAGCAGCCCCGGACCGAGCCCACGUACGUGUCCUCGCAGAACAGGGUCGCCCUGCCGGCGGCGUCCAUGCUCGCGCCCCUGUUCGAAGAGCGGAGCCUGCCGGAGGUCAACUACGGACUGCUGGGUUCCGUGCUGCUGAGGGUCAUGACCCGCGCCGCCAUCGACGAGAUCGACGCCAGGCACGUCGGCGAUAACCAGGACGCUUGGAGCCAGCGCAGUGCGAAGCAGUUCGUCGAAAGGGACGUGGUGGAGCGUGCCAGCGACUGGUACCGGCAGAUCUGCGGCUACCGUGUGGUCUCCAUGGAGACGGUGCAGUUCAAGUUCAGGGACAGGGAUCCGGCUUCCUCUUCCUCUUCAGGGGAAGCGAAGGCAUACCGUUCUUCCCGUUCGGACGAAGAGCGCACAAGCCUGUCGGCUCAGAAGCACUACUACGGCGACGGGCUCAGGGUGUGGCUGUUCCCUUGCGAAGCACACAUCAACGGCGGCGUGGAGCUGGGCUACCUCGACGUAGAGCCGCAGCUGGUGGAGAAGCCGGCCGGCUGCAUCCGUUACGAGACGGUGCCCGACCUGCUGGAGAGAUUCAACGCCGAGCAGGCGACCGGCGCGAGGCCCGUCCCGGGCAAGGUCAUCGGAGUCGAGUCGCGCGACGUGCACCAACCCGAGAAGAUGCGCCGCGACGUGGCCCAGGGGGACGGUUUCGGCUACUUCCAACCCUUCAGCCUGCGCAUCUUCUUCUACAGGGGCCUGCCCACUCGAGAAAGGAUACAGGUGCGCGACGUGGUGCCGAAGCCGCUGGACGACUACGCCUUCGAGGACUUCACGUGCGUGCUCAAGCGGGCCUCCCAGUGGCUGCAGAGCGAGAGCCCUCUCAAGCUGUACAACCUGCAGACGCUCUUCGUCAAGGCCAAGAUCGACGUUCCUCCGGGCACGGCACUUUCCCGCAAGGUGCGCACUCUGGUUCGCUACCUGAAGGUCCUGCGCAUCGUGUACAGCACGUUCCCCGAGAGUGCGGCAGAGUUCGCGAGCCUGAUCUUUCCCCGCUGCCUGUCGCACCACGUGUUCAUGCCCGCCCUCAGCCGCGACGGCCGCGACCUGCCCGUCGCCGAGGCCAUCCGCGCGCUCAAGGCUAACAUGAGCCUCUGGAGCGUCGCCCUGCGCGGCAAUGUCCUGUGUGCCGAGUCGCUGACCGUGGACUACGACCCAUCGGGGCGGGGACCGAGCAAGAUCAACGCGUCGGCGCCGAGAAAGUCCGAGAUCAUGGCGGCCACCAACGCCAGUGGCGCCGCGGAACGGCGAGCACGCGUCGUGCUUUACUUUCGCGUCUACACGGAUGCGCCCGCGCCUCCCGAGAAGGCGGCCACCGCCCCUCCUGCAUCCGUGGUCAUCAGCCGGCCCCGCCUUAGCGCAAGCUCCACACUGUCCAGCAGAAGCGCAGCUGUUGAGAACCGGAAGUGCCGCAUCAUGUGACGUGGGUAACGUGCCCGUCUACUCGAGCUUCCCGACUGACACGUCACUCGACAGCGCCUGUGAGGUCUCUUUCUUGCCUUGGUUGAAAUAAAGCUGCUUCA
Messenger RNA from Dermacentor andersoni, 2198 nucleotides. RefSeq lists its product as uncharacterized. Gene Ontology annotation, biological process: proteolysis. Lineage: Eukaryota; Metazoa; Arthropoda; Arachnida; Ixodida; Ixodidae. The record is from RefSeq and is a predicted model, not a curated record. Gene Ontology annotation, molecular function: metalloendopeptidase activity.